Molecule: messenger RNA, 981 nt
Organism: Blepharisma stoltei
Lineage: Eukaryota; Ciliophora; Heterotrichea; Heterotrichida; Blepharismidae
Source: the annotation of a GenBank genome assembly
AUGAAUUCCAAAUUUGCUUUAUUCAAACAAAAAGAAGCCAAAAAAUCAAGAAAAAAACGACUCCACGGGCUGCUUGGACUAUGAAAGCCAAAAGACGAUGCAAAAAUUAUAUGCUCAAUUAUGAGCAAUACUAAGGAUAACGAAAGUGAUCUAAAUUUUGAUGACUCGCCUGAAUGAAUGACUGAUGUAAAAUUCAAAGACUACGAAGCUCCAAAAGAUAAAAUUAAUCCAUUUGCAUUAGAAAAGAACCAUAGGAUACAAGAAGCGACAAAAAUAACACAUGGGAAAUAUGUGGAGUUGAUAAAUCAAUACGGAAAUGGAAAUAUCACUUUAAAUCAGCUGAAAAGUAUUUAUGAGUCUAGAGAAAAACAAAAGAAUGGUAUUGGCUUUCGCGAUAUCAAAGCUUUGCUGUCACACACAAAAAAAAAUUGUUCUAAUUUCAAAACAAAAUUUUAUAGAAAACACUUUGAAAUUUACCAAGAUUUUAAUCCUGCCAGAUCUAUAACUCCUUCUAAAGAGGUUGAGCCAUCUUUAAAUACUUUUCUAACUGCAAGGCCUUUAGGAGUGCAAGGGAUAAAUCAGAAAUCACCUCCAAGAAGUAUUUAUUCAGCUGCAAAGUAUACAGAUUCUGGCCAUAAGCGAUGAAGUUCAGUAGGAAGAUGCGAUGAAUUAAAGUCAAACAAUGAAAAAAAUGAUAAUUUUGCCAAUAAAGAAUCAAAAACAAUUUUAGAAUUAAAGCAUGAAAGUAGACUUAGCGAAAAAAACAUGCAAAAUUUAGUCCAUGAACGUCUAUUUUUAGCUAAAAAGUCCCAAAAUUCCCGACCUAACACCCCUUCCAGAGAUAUGGGAAUUUCAAUCAAAGAUAAUUCAAAAUCCAGGAAAGGAUCAAGUCUUAAAUCAAGGCCAGCGACUGCAUCAAUUCUCCAAUGCCGAAGAACUGUCAGCUCAUUUGGCAGCUACGAUAACUGAAAUAAUAAUUAA